AUGAAACUACAGGAUGAAUUGAAAGUGGAUGAUGAUUGUAAGGAAGAAAUAAUCGCAAAGCUAAAUUUGUACGCGUGGGUGGAGUUUAAACUUGGCAAAAUUGAGGAGGCGAAAGAACUCAACGAGGAGGCUCUAAAACAGACGGAUCGGGAAAACAUCACUUCAGUUUUAAGCCAAGCCUAUAUUUUAUGGAAAGAUGGCUAUGACAUAAAGGCUCAAAAUUGUCUCGAUGAAGCGGAAGGGUUGAAAAAGGGAAUUGAAGGUGAGAAAUUGUUGACGGAAGCCAAGGCAGAGUUGGCGUAUUCCUACAGUAGGUUAGGGGGCACCGAAAACUUAUCACGCGCCAUUGAAAUUUACACAGAUGUUGUCGAAAGCCAGCCCGAAAGAUACGCUUGGAAGUACAGACUGGGUUUGGCGCACAGACGAGCAACUCAUGGGAAUAUCUCUACAGUUUUGCCAUCGAAGAUACCCGUUGUAGAACAUACA
Messenger RNA from Lymnaea stagnalis (great pond snail), 486 nucleotides. The record is from the annotation of a GenBank genome assembly. Lineage: Eukaryota; Metazoa; Mollusca; Gastropoda; Lymnaeidae.